AGCCCAGCCUCGCUGCCCCAGCCCGCCGCGUCCCGGCGCUCAGCCUCCGCGCUAGAGGCGAGCGCAGCGCUCCGGGCGCCGCAAUCCCGGGACACGGCCUCGCCGACACCUUCCGCCCGCGGGAAUCGGCAGUAUCAGCGGCGCGAGCGGACGCAGCUGCCUCAGCUCCUUUCUCGGGUCUUUCCCAUCCCCUCUCUGAGAGCCGGUCCCGGCCGAGGGGCCACCCCUCUCGUCCUCCUCUGAGGCUCGUGGGCCAGACGGACGGACUCAGCAAGCAAGGGCCCAACUGCGGGCAGCAGCAAGCACAUUGUGAAUAGUCCUCUUGAGUCUCUUCAAGUGAUUACCACUUAGACUUUUCCUGGGACACAUCCUGAAGGGACCAGCAUACAUCAGUUUGCUCAGAUAAAAUCCCAGAUAAUGGAGUUCUUGCAGAGUGAACUACACUUGUCUCACUAAGACUGGAAGGAUUUAUGCUAUAUGUGGUUCAGCAGUUUUCUGGAUGCUGCAACUGCAUUAUUUGAUGAUCACAUACCAAGAGUGACAUCAGGUUUAAAAACAAAAAAUCCUGCACUUUGGAUCUUUUCCCGCUUUGGAAGCCAGAAAAAUGGAAAAUUGAUAAACAAAGGCUCCAUCUGCUGUGGGAUCCACUGAAUGUCACUAGAAAGUCUGCACCGCCUGCUCCAAAGGAUUCCCGGUUGAAUGACAAAGACGCUAAGAACAGUCUUUGCCCAAGACGGGUCUGGGACUUGACGGGGUGCCCAUGACCCCAGCGGUUGCUCCCCGUCAGCAAUGAAAGGGUUAUCAGGCAGCCGCAGCCAUCACCACGGGAUCACCUGUGAUUCCGCCUGUGACUCGUUGUCGCACCACUCGGACCGCAAGCCCUACCUGCUGAGCCCCGUGGAGCACCACCCUGCGGACCACCCGUACUACACGCAGCGGAACUCCUUCCAGGCGGAGUGCGUGGGACCCUUCAGCGACCCUCUGGCCAGCAGCACCUUCCCGCGCCGGCACUACACCUCGCAGCAGGAGCUCAAGGACGAGUGCGCCCUGGUGCCGCGCACGCUGGCCACCAAGGCGAAUCGCAUCCCCGCCAACCUGCUGGACCAGUUUGAAAGGCAGCUGCCCCUCAACAGGGAUGGCUACCACACGCUGCAGUACAAGCGCACCGCCGUGGAGCACCGCAGCGACAGCCCGGGUCGCAUCCGGCACCUGGUCCACUCGGUCCAGAAGCUCUUCACCAAGUCGCACUCCCUGGAAGGGCCAUCCAAGGGCAGCGUCAAUGGGGGCAAGGCCAGUCCUGAUGAGUCGCAGACGGUGAGGUAUGGCAAGCGCAGCAAGAGCAAGGAGCGGCGCACGGAGCCCAAGGCCCGAUCCAACGCCUCUCCCACCUCCCCGGGCUGGUGGAGCUCCGACGACAACCUGGACGGUGACAUGUGCAUCUACCACGCGCCCUCGGGCGUGAUGACCAUGGGCAGGUGCCCCGACCGCUCGGCCUCGCAGUACUUCAUGGAGGCCUACAACACCAUUAGCGAGCAGGCGGUGAAAGCCUCCAGGAGUAACAAUGACGUCAAGUGCUCCACUUGUGCCAACCUGCCCGUCAACCUGGACGCUCCACUGCUAAAGAAGAGCGCCUGGUCCUCCACUCUCACCGUGAGCCGAGCCCGGGAGGUUUACCAGAAAGCCUCGGUGAACAUGGACCAGGCCAUGGUGAAGUCCGAGUCGUGUCAACAAGAACGCUCCUGCCAGUACCUACAGGUUCCUCAAGAUGAAUGGACGGGGUACACCCCUCGAGGCAGGGACGAUGAAAUUCCAUGCCGAAGAAUGCGAAGUGGCAGCUAUAUCAAGGCCAUGGGGGAUGAAGACAGUGGGGACUCAGACACAAGUCCCAAGCCUUCUCCCAAAGUUGCUGCACGAAGAGAAAGCUAUCUCAAGGCGACCCAGCCAUCCCUCACAGAACUCACCACGCUCAAGAUAUCCAAUGAACAUUCGCCCAAACUCCAGAUUCGGAGUCACAGCUACCUGAGGGCAGUAAGUGAAGUCUCCAUCAACCGAAGCCUAGACAGCCUGGACCCUGCAGGCCUGCUCACAUCACCAAAGUUCCGCUCCCGGAAUGAGAGCUACAUGCGAGCCAUGAGCACCAUUAGCCAGGUGAGCGAGAUGGAGGUGAACGGGCAGUUCGAAUCCGUGUGCGAAUCCGUGUUCAGCGAGCUGGAGUCGCAGGCGGUGGAAGCGCUGGACCUGCCCAUGCCCGGCUGCUUCCGCAUGCGGAGCCACAGCUACGUGCGGGCCAUCGAGAAGGGCUGCUCCCAGGACGACGAGUGCGUGUCGCUGAGGUCGUCCUCCCCGCCGCGCACCACCACCACCGUGAGGACCAUCCAGAGCAGUACCGGUGUCAUAAAACUGAGUUCUGCAGUUGAAGUGUCAUCUUGCAUUACAACAUAUAAGAAGACACCACCUCCAGUCCCACCCAGAACUACCACGAAACCUUUCAUUUCUAUCACAGCCCAGAGUAGCACAGAGUCUGCGCAGGAUGCCUACAUGGACGGACAGGGCCAACGAGGAGACAUUAUCAGCCAGUCUGGACUCAGCAACUCCACCGAAAGCCUGGACAGUAUGAAGGCUCUGACAGCCGCCAUCGAGGCCGCCAACGCCCAGAUUCACGGCCCCGCCAGCCAGCACAUGGGCAAUAACACUGCCGCCGUCACCACCACCACCACCAUUGCCACAGUCACCACAGAGGACAGGAAGAAGGACUUUAAGAAAAACCGAUGCCUGUCUAUCGGGAUACAGGUGGAUGAUGCUGAAGAACCUGACAAAACAGGGGAGAAUAAAGCGCCCAGCAAGUUCCAGUCCGUGGGAGUGCAAGUCGAAGAAGAGAAGUGCUUCCGCAGGUUCACUCGAUCCAACAGCGUGACAACUGCGGUGCAGGCUGACCUGGACUUCCAUGAUAAUCUGGAAAAUUCUUUGGAAUCUAUAGAGGACAAUUCGUGUCCUGGCCCAAUGGCCAGACAGUUCUCCCGGGAUGCCAGCACCUCCACAGUCAGCAUUCAGGGCUCAGGAAACCACUACCACGCCUGUGCAGCCGACGAUGACUUUGACACGGAUUUUGACCCCUCUAUUCUGCCUCCGCCGGACCCCUGGAUUGACUCUAUCACUGAAGACCCUCUGGAGGCCGUGCAAAGGUCGGUGUGUCACCGGGAUGGCCACUGGUUUCUGAAGCUCCUCCAGGCAGAACGGGACCGCAUGGAAGGGUGGUGCCAACAGAUGGAGCGAGAAGAACGGGAAAACAACCUCCCGGAAGACAUUCUAGGGAAAAUCCGAACCGCAGUGGGCAGUGCCCAACUUCUCAUGGCUCAGAAAUUCUACCAGUUCAGAGAACUGUGUGAAGAAAACCUGAAUCCUAAUGCUCAUCCAAGGCCCACCUCCCAGGAUUUGGCGGGGUUUUGGGACAUGCUGCAGUUGUCCAUAGAAAAUAUUAGUAUGAAAUUUGAUGAACUUCAUCAGUUAAAGGCCAAUAAUUGGAAACAGAUGGAUCCUCUUGACAAGAAGGAGAGAAGGGCCCCUCCUCCAGUGCCAAAGAAGCCGGCGAAGGGCCCCGCGCCGCUGAUCCGGGAGCGCUCGCUGGAGAGCUCGCAGCGCCAGGAGGCCCGCAAGCGCCUGAUGGCCGCCAAGCGCGCCGCGUCCGUCCGCCAGAACUCGGCCACCGAGAGCGCCGAGAGCAUCGAGAUCUACAUCCCCGAGGCGCAGACCCGGCUCUGAGCGCCGCCGCCCAGUCUCUGUGCCCCCUCCACCUCCCCGCCCCGCAGCCGUCCCCCCGCCCCUCCGAGCCCGUCCGUUUCUGAGCUCAGUGACUUCCACUGUCGUGGUGUAGUGGUCCACCUCGCAGGAGCCGUUCCCCCGCCGUCCCGCUUCCCGGACCAGUUUGCCCAUCUUCACCGAGCUGCGCCCCUUAUCCCGAUGCCGGCACCCUGCCUCAUACAGAGAUCCAACCCUUUAUUUUCUGGGCCAAGCCAAACCCACCUGUGUAGAAACGACACCUUUAGGUCACCACCUACCAUCCUCAGUUUUCUCAAGCUAGUGUGUUCCUAGAGCUCAGCAAUAUAAAACCAUAGGGUAUUUCAGAAAUCCAGUAUCACAGGGUGAUCCUUUGGGACUUACCGUCUUCCACAUGAAAGAAACGAGGGCUCCGAUUCCCUUUAUUUCCCCUAAAUGGUUAUUCUUUUUAAAAGCAGAUGGAGCACUUUAUUUCCAACCUCAAAAAUCACACCAUCUCACCGGAAUCGAUGAGUGACAAAAGAGAGAAGGGACCAAGCUGGCCUGGGGGUGGGGGGACCUGGAUGUGUAGGAGAGAAGGGAGAAGCGAAAUCUGCAGGUGCCAGGGGCACCUGCACCUCUCACAGCUGCACAAACUGCCUCACUGUUAACUUCAUCAAUCACAGCUUCAAAUGUUUCAAUCAGCAGAAGAUUGUAAAUUUGAUCUUUCAGGGAAAUUAAUCUAUUCUGAAAGGCAAUAAAAUGAAGAAGGCAAGGCAAAGCAAAGGAAGCACUGAUGGUUUAAGAUACUGCAGGAGGGAUUUUUUUUUUUUUUUUUUGUCCUAUUAUUAAGAAAAAUUUAGGCCUGAAAUGUUUUAUCAACUUUUAUUGUACUAUGUAUAUUAUAUUGUCGUUGUGGUGGUGGUUUUUAAAGGGCAGAGUGUUGCUUUUAUUAAUUUAGUGUCCAUCCGGAUGGACCUGGCUAAUGACACACACAUAAGUAUACAUCUCCUUCUGAAGCACUGUAAAUGGCAGCAAAGCUGAUUUCAGAGAAAGGUUUGGGUUUUCCUAUCAUCCCUUUGAAUGCUACACACCCGUCUAGUUGAACCCACUAGUUCACAUUUCAGGUAUAUUUCUUUCUUUAGCCUCUUCUAAUAUUCAGAGUUCGCACGUUCCCCAGCAUAGGAUUUUGUCCUAUGUCAAAUGGGUAAAAUAAGUUUUCUACCCCAAUAGACAUGCUGCCUCAUUCCAAAGAGCUGUCAUUGUCAUCUUGAGGUUCCAGGUAGCGAGAGAUGAAAUCUGACCUAUAGGGGUCUAUAGCCAUGAGGAGGGGGAAAGGUCAUGAUUCAUUGUCACCGGAAGAAAUCCAGGCAUUGGGCAGAGUAUGUUGGUUUACAUUUUUAAUCAUGAUUGAUGGGCAGUAUGCAUUGGUGUCUAGUUGAAGUUUUUAAAUGCCCUUACUCGUAGCAGUUUAAACAUUCAGAAUGUGGCGAUCUUAAAGUAUCACUGGCAUUUUAUGUCCAGUUCACACCUUAAAGCAUUAGAAAUUUGCCAUUGAAAAAGAAAUGAAAGACUUUUUAAAAAAAUCAAAUACGCUUGCACCAGAGAAGCUUUUAAAACAAAAAUACACUCUCAUAGCCAGGUGCUAAUUUAAUUUUAUUUAUGAAUUUAAGAGAGGUGAUGGGUUCUGGCAACAAAGACUUUCACAGACAUAUUCUAAAACCACUAGAGAAUUCGCUACCUCUCAGAGCCAUUGAUGCUUUGAGCUAUCUUUAUCCACAGGGCACAAAUGUUUACUGCUGUGGUUUACAAGAAAAGGGCUACUAACUUAUUUAAAAACCAACCAACCAACCAACCAACUUUUAACUAGGGUGAACAAAGCACUUUUCUCGAAGUGCUUUGUAAAAUGGGGGGAAACUGAUUUUGAGCUUCAAGUGUUUGCUAGUUUCAAAAGAACACACCUUUCUUACCUUGUAGCAGCAAUGAAAGGUCACAUAAAGUUUGCCUCGAGGAAGGCCAACUGUCACCUUGGGUCACCUAUGGUCACAGUCACUACUGAGAAUGACUUGGAACUCAGCAGAGUAACACAAAGGAAGCAGCAUCCAUUCCCCAACCGUGUUCACGCCCACAGCUCUGUGCCCUGAGGCAGAGUUAAGAUCUGGAUUAAGAAAUCGAUUUCUAACGUGAUUCAAGACCAUCCUACAAUAUUUUCUUUGGAAACUGAUUUAGUCCAGGAUAUUUUAAAGAGAGACAAGAUAAGGCCUAUCUGUCUUGUCUAAGCGAAUGGUAUUUGUAUAUUCAUAAGCUAUUUUUGGUAAGAAUUUUAAAUCUUUUAGCUGACUGCCUACAGGGCAUCAUGACCUUUGCCUUCCUUAA
Molecule: messenger RNA, 6129 nt
Organism: Sciurus carolinensis (gray squirrel)
Lineage: Eukaryota; Metazoa; Chordata; Mammalia; Rodentia; Sciuridae
Gene: Dlgap1
Product: DLG associated protein 1
Exons: 16
Coding region: 790-3759 (989 amino acids)
Biological process (GO): signaling
Cellular component (GO): postsynaptic specialization; glutamatergic synapse
Molecular function (GO): molecular adaptor activity
Source: RefSeq, a predicted model, not a curated record